CUUUUUUUCAAAUGUUCGAUUAAAUUUCUUUGUUGGCUUCUAUUAUUUUUCCAUCAUUCUUAUCGCUUUUACGCUUCAUUAUUUUCAUACAUUUACACUCUUCUCGGGAACGUACACCCAUACAAACGUACAACUGACACUAGAAUGGGUGCAUGCAUGUCGACGGAUGAACGCGAAGAAUGGGAGAAUAGUCAACGGAUCGACCGAAUGCUCGAAGACGACCAUCGGAAGGUUAAACGUGAAUGCAAGAUAUUACUUCUAGGGAGUGGUGAAUCAGGCAAAUCAACCAUUGUGAAGCAAAUGAAGAUUAUUCACCAAAAUGGAUAUACGGAAGAAGAGCUCUUUCACUGGCGACCGACGGUGUAUCAGAAUAUUAUCGAGUCAUCCCAGGCCCUGGUCAAAGCCAUGGAACGAUAUGGAUAUCAUUUCCAAGUGACCAAAAAUCAUAAUUACGCUUUGAGGAUCAUGGAAUACAGUUUGGCCGAUGUUAGCUCGGGAUUGGACGGCGACUUUGUAGAAGCAUUGAACGGCAUAUGGAGUGAUCCGGUGAUUCCUCGAUUUAUGGAUAAAGAAGCCAGCCAUUUUUACAUUAUGGAUUCGGCACCCUACUUUUUCAAUGAAUUGGAACGCAUUGGCCAACCCGAUUAUAUACCCAACGUCCAGGAUGUAUUAUGCGCUCGAUCCAAAACCACGGGCAUCAUCGAAACCCGAUUCAGCAUGGGUCAAUUAAGUGUACAUAUGUUCGAUGUUGGAGGACAGCGAUCGGAACGGAAGAAAUGGAUUCAUUGUUUCGAAGGCGUGACCUCGAUCAUCUUUUGUGUCGCCCUCAGUGAAUACGAUCAAGUGCUAUUGGAGGAAUCUCGACAGAACCGUAUGAUGGAAAGUCUGGUCCUUUUCGAAUCGGUGAUCAACAGCCGAUGGUUUCUGCGAACAUCCAUUAUUCUCUUUCUCAACAAGAUUGAUUUAUUCAAAGCCAAAUUACCCAAAGUGCCAUUACAAAAAUUCUUUCCAGAUUAUCAAGGUGGGCAGGAUCCGAACAAAGCAGCAAAGUAUAUCUUGUGGAGAUUCAAUCAAACCAACCGUGCGAAACUCGAUAUAUACCCCCACUUGACACAGGCUACAAAUACGUCCAAUAUCCGACUGGUGUUUGCUGCCAUCAAAGAAACCAUCCUUCAAAACGCUUUAAAAGAUUCCGGAAUCUUGUAAUAUAUGAAACCUGUCCACUACGCAAUCCGAAAACUGUAAAUACUGUAAUUGUACCUCUUUACCGCUACUCUUAUUCUGAUAUUAUUCUAUCGUACCUU
Messenger RNA from Radiomyces spectabilis, 1304 nucleotides. Its product is annotated as heterotrimeric G-protein alpha subunit, GPA3-like protein. Gene Ontology annotation, molecular function: G-protein beta/gamma-subunit complex binding; G protein-coupled receptor binding; GTPase activity. The record is from RefSeq and is a predicted model, not a curated record. Gene Ontology annotation, biological process: adenylate cyclase-activating G protein-coupled receptor signaling pathway. The transcript has 9 exons. Bases 145 to 1206 code for a protein of 353 amino acids. Gene Ontology annotation, cellular component: heterotrimeric G-protein complex. Lineage: Eukaryota; Fungi; Mucoromycota; Mucoromycetes; Mucorales; Radiomycetaceae.